Molecule: messenger RNA, 372 nt
Organism: Hirsutella rhossiliensis
Lineage: Eukaryota; Fungi; Ascomycota; Sordariomycetes; Hypocreales; Ophiocordycipitaceae
Exons: 1
Coding region: 1-372 (123 amino acids)
Source: RefSeq, a predicted model, not a curated record
AUGAAGUCCUCCGUCAUCAUCAGCGCCCUUGCCGUCUGCCUGCAUGGCACAUCCGCUCAACUAGUGGACAGUAGACAGGCCCUGUUGGAGAGGGUCAAGGAUCACAUCCACGGUCUUUGCCACGUUCCGCCAGAACAUGAACGGGAGCCCGCAAAUCUGAAGAAGGAGCAGACCUGCUUGUGUGCCGACUUGAGCAAAGACGGCAAGGGCCUCGACUUCUUUGGAAUCGCUAGCGCCGUCGCGCUGGCCCAGAACGUCAACAAUCAGGGCUGGGACAGAUAUUUCGUUGACUUUGGCAAGGAAUAUUGCAGCGUCGCCAACCCCACAGAGUCUUUUAGGCAAAUGGACAUUCGCUUGCAGCAGCGGCAUUGA